Messenger RNA from Ruditapes philippinarum (Manila clam), 4877 nucleotides. Its product is annotated as interferon-induced very large GTPase 1-like. The transcript is spliced from 2 exons. The coding region runs from base 219 to 4877 and encodes 1552 amino acids. The record is from RefSeq and is a predicted model, not a curated record. NCBI's taxonomy places the organism in Eukaryota, Metazoa, Mollusca, Bivalvia, Venerida, Veneridae. Gene Ontology annotation, molecular function: GTP binding.
GUACCUGUUGAAAAAAUAGAGUGAGAUACACCUGUUUUGUUAUUUAAGAAUUAAGGACAGGAAAACCCUUAAAUAAAGAUAACAAGAAUCUGAACUAACUAAGGAAUAUCAAAACACCAAAAUGAAAUAUUUGGAUAUACUCUGGCAUUUGGAUACCGGCUAGUCUUAUUCAAAUCUGUAAAAGGUACGUUUAAUGACAAAUUAUUGCUUCUUUUGAAAUGGCUGAUUCAUCACCUAUAUUUAUCUUAGGUGAAGUUUUAGAGAAACUUAGUUUCAAACAAUUUUAUCCCGAAAAACUAACACGGGAGGACCUGUAUCAAAUUACACCAGAGAGUCUAAACACAGGGCAAAAGAAGAGUUCAUUGGCAUGGCAGUUCGUGUAUGAUAUAACAAGAUAUAAUUAUCACGCUAGAAAUAUAAAAAUUUCCGGCACAGAACAUGUUGAACCAUUUAAGAUGGGUUUCAGGGAAAGAACACGACUAAAACGCGAAGCAACAAAUGCCAAUAUUCAUCCAUUGGACGUUUUAGUGGCUGUCUUUUUAUGCUGUGACCCCACAGCAAAACAAGAUCUUAUAAUGCAUCUAUGGGGAUGUAAGCUGGCAAUGCCUUUCUCGCUACAACUUUCUGCAACCGUAAAACCAACUGUAUUUCUAUGGCCUUUCCGCUCACUUAUAGGACAAUUUCAGAAGUAUGAUUCUUAUACAGAAAGGCAAAUGAUUCACGAGCCCAUGAAAUGCAUAGCAUUUAUAAGGGCAGGAGAAAAUGAACAGUUUUCAAAGUCAAGUUUAUUAAAUUGUUUAAUUGGUGGAUCGGAAAAACCACAUCCAAUGUUUUUUCACAGAAAUUCUGAGGGAUCAAAAAGGUCUAGAUCUAGCGCUACAAAUGGCCUUGUUGAACUCGGGUGGUUUUUGCCUUCCGAAAAUAAGGAUCGACGGUUUAACGAACCAAAAUUAUUCGUCAAUUUACGUGGAAAUGCCAUAGCUUUAAACAAACAGAUCGAUUUGAUUGGAACAAUGGCAACUGUAACAGUUUUUUUGUGCACCGUUCAAGAUUUAAACGACAUAAAAAUGACAGUAAAGCGGUUACUUAGUUUGGGGUCACGCGUGAUUUUACUGAUAUCAGACCAGAAUCCAGAUAACGAUGUAAUAGAUAAUUAUAUAAGAACUUCAUUUGAAAAUGAACCAGAGUCCCAUUUUGAUAUAGUGACUGCUGAGCGGGCCAUGCUUUCUGAUAUGCUGGACAUGUUAUUACAUAAUAUAAAUAGAAUUGAACAUGGAGGCAAAGAGGUUGUUUUAUCUGAUAUUGUAAAAAAUCUUUCAAAUAUGAAAUUUUGCGUGGAUGAAUCAAACAUUGACUUUGCAACAGCUUUCGAAUAUUCCAAAGACAUGAUUGAUGCUAUAAAAUGUGUAGAUGAAAAAGAGAGAAAGCUUACAAUACUGCCGCUUCAAGAAAAGUUUUGGAAAACCUGGGCGCAAAUGGAUAGAGAUUUUUGGAGAUUUGAUCAAUUAGAUGAAAGUGAAAAGAAAAGAUAUGAAAGUAAAGAAAAAUUGGAAAAGGACAUGUCAAAAGUUAGAAAUCGACAAUUUCAACAUUUUGCAAAUAAGGGCAUUUCCAAGCCGAUGGUGAUAUUCAUUAAGGCCUUAUCAAAUUUCAAAGAUUUUACACGGAAAAUAUUUCUGAGAAUGCUAAAGCUUGAAUUAGAUAGCCUUUCGCGAAUCCACCUUAAACCAUUCUAUGAUAAAUAUCAGGAACUUGUAAAUCAAACAAUUCAGGCAACAGAAGAAGAGAGAAUUAAAAUCAAUAAUAAACUGUCUGAUCUUGACGAUAUGAAAUCGAAAUUGUCAUUUGGGAUGGAGCAUGUUGUCAGGGAACUUGGUCAGUUGUAUGAGGCAUGUGAGAGUCAGCCUGAUCAAGAAAUUAUAAUUCAAAUAGAGAAACAAAAGAUAUCGUAUAAGAAACUACCCCUAUAUGCUUGUUUGUCUCUUUUAGAAGGUUAUCCUAUUGAAAUUCUUGAUGGCGAAGCUUGUUCAGUACCAAUACUUUGGAUAAGCUCAAUUUUUAAGGAGCUUCCAGACGUUCUGAGAAAUAAUAAAAUCUUAAAACCUGCAGAUGACAUACGUGUGCAUACCAUAUCAGUCCUUGGUAUUCAAAGCUCAGGAAAGUCUACAUUUUUGAAUGUUUUGUUUGGCCUCCACUUCGCAGUUAGUGCAGGACGUUGCACGAGGGGUGCAUUUAUGCAAUUAGUUAAAGUUCAGCCAUCGGAAGAAAAUGAAAUUCAGGCAGAUUUUAUUCUUGCUAUUGACACAGAAGGCCUGAAAGCUGCAGAACUUAUUUCUACAGAAUCCGUUAAACAUGACAACGAAUUGUCAACAUUUGUCAUAGGCUUAGCUGACACAACUGUAAUAAAUCUCAUGGGAGAGAACGCAACAUAUUUACAUGAAAAUUUACCAAUCGCAGUUCAUGCUUUCCUGAGAAUGAACCUUGUCGGAUUACACCCACGUUGUACAAUUGUGCACCAUAACGUUGACAAACGAAACAGAGAGAAACUUAUUCAACAGAGUCGCAUUCUUGAAAAUGUCCUAAAUAACCUGACAAAAAAGGCCUGUGAAUUAGAAAAAAUUCCUCCAAGGUUAUUUCAUGAAAUUAUAGAAUUUUCUAUUUUUCACCAUACUGAUUACAUCCCAAGCUUGUAUGAAGGGGAACAACCAAUGGCACCAGUAAGUAUCGGGUAUAGUAAGGAAGUUGACAGUGUAAGAACAAAACUUAUGGAUUAUGUUUGUUGUGAUUCAAAAAUCGAUAAUAUGGCAAAUUUUGUCCGCCAUUUAAAAACUUUGUGGAAUGCUAUCAAAAAAGAUCGUUUUGUUUUUGAGUUUCGCACAACUCUUGAGGCAGAAGCACGCCUUGAUCUGGAUAAAGGUUACUUCAGAAUUCUUAUGGAGUAUUUUAAGCAGGUAGACGAAAUAUCUACUAGACUGAUAGCAAGGCUAAAAAGCAAGCAAUACACACAAAAGAAUGUCGCAGACAGAUUUUCUAAAGAUGAAGCUGUAGUAAAAAACAAGGCUAUGGCAGAACUCAAAAAAUUUCUUGAAAAACCAAAAAAAAUUACGUCUCCUUAUUUUGAUCAUUGGAAACAAAAAUGUCUCGAAAAUCUUCAAAGUGAAACGGAAAAAGUUCGAGUCUCAACAAAAGAAAUAUUUCAGUAUGUAAGCACUCAAUCAUUUCCUUCAAUUCCAGCAAAGAGCAUUGAAGAUUUCAUUGAUAUGAUGUCCAAUUAUCAAAGACUUUUCAAAGACUUCGAGAUUUGCUUUUCAAAAGUUUGGCGUGAAUGGGUCAAAACAUUAAACUUUCCUUCUCCGGAAAAAUCAAUAUUACCUGAUAUAACAGAGGCAUUGCAAGCGGUUUGUCCAGCUUAUAAACAUUUGCUUUCCGAAAAGAAAGUUAAAGCUUCUUCUUUAUCAAACAUCCGACCGGAUGAACAAGCACAUUUAAAUCACGCUUUUCAUAAAUUUUCAUCAUCCCGUGUAGCCGAACUUCUAUCAAAAAUGAUGGCUAUUCAAUCGCAAAUCAGUAAUGAGUAUUCCCAGGAAAUAUCGGCGUUUUUCAUAAAGCUCAUGCCUUACUCAAAUAUUGUACCAAAACAAAUUUUAUUGAAAAUUGGAAAACGUCUACAUGAAGAACUUGAUAGUUAUGAUACAAAAAAGGAAAUUAGCCAAAUGUUCUCCAUCGAUUUACUCCUUUGUACAUCAGGAACUAUGGUCAAUGAUUUACAGUGCCACAUGGAAAAGCAUAGUGUCUUACGAUCAGUUGAGAAAGAACUAAGGGUGUUGGCAAAAAAGCAAGAGGAAAAGAAGGUCACGGACAUUUUGUUUGAAAUGAUAUUUAGUACCAUAGAAAGAAUGGUUAAAGUAAACUUUUACCGAAUAUCACAGAGAUGUCUGCUCAAUGCUUUAGAAACGUCUAAUUUAAAAGUGGCCUUUCACUCAAAACAAGGCCUUUUAGGAUAUUGCUUGUACCAUGCUAUCAACACUGAUAAUGACGAGUUAUUAAGUCUUUAUUUUCAUUCCCCAGAAAACGCGACUACGAAAUGUUUGUCUUCAAUCCUGAUAACAUUAGCCAAUGAUACAGGAUUUAAGGAAAUCAUAAAAAAGUACUUGAGAGAAAAAACAUUGAAUAUGUUUGAAUAUAUUUUAUGCUCAUUAAAAGAAGACAACGUUUCUUUUCAUGACGUUUUUCAACGUUUUAGCAAGCAUGUUUAUAUAGAUUUAAGUAUUAUUGAUCUUUUUAAACAAAAAGCUAAAGGAUAUUUGGAAAUUACAGUUAACAUUGGAAGACUGAAGGACGAAAUGAAAGGGAAAUGUGAACAGUUUCUGGAUGCAACAACAGCAGACCUCGCUUCAGAAAUAUCUACUAAUUCAAUGAAUGUGAUUUCAAUGAUUGCAAAUAAAUUUAGUGGCAAAGUCAUUGGAUGUCAAGCAUUGUGUCCGUUUUGUAAAGAAAUCUGUAAAUUUUCUUCUUGUCAUCCUGGCCAUCAUGAGUGUUUUAUUCACCGACCAGUUGGUUGCCGAGGAAUGCAUUGGAAGGGGACACGUGAGCUCUCCUAUGAAACCUGCACGUUACAUUGUAGAAAAGGAAAUUUAUUCAACUACAAAGAUAGAUAUGUAAGCUUUAGAGAUUUAAAUAGUGUUUAUCCAAAUUGGAAAGUUCGCAUGACCUUAAAUGAAGAACCAUCAUGUGUUUGGAAAUGGAUUUUUGUAAAUAAGCAUCAUAUUUUGCGAUCAAGUGGGUUGUAUGAGCUGCCAAAGAAUAUGCCAUUUGAAUGGCAUUUUAUACACAAGAAGACUGUACUUCGAAAUAUACGACUGCAGUUUGAAAUUUAA